Messenger RNA from Symsagittifera roscoffensis, 6116 nucleotides. RefSeq lists its product as uncharacterized. The coding region runs from base 1139 to 5938 and encodes 1599 amino acids. The transcript has 19 exons. NCBI's taxonomy places the organism in Eukaryota, Metazoa, Xenacoelomorpha, Acoela, Convolutidae. Gene Ontology annotation, molecular function: protein binding. The record is from RefSeq and is a predicted model, not a curated record.
CAAUAAUAACUUUUACUCUCUGUGUCUUGCUUCUGUCUGCCUUGCUUAAUUCUCUUAUUGUGAUUGAUUUGAUUGUGAUUAAGACUGCAUUUAAGUAUUUAUUUUUGCAAACCAAAAACAAGGUGUGCAAUUUAAGCAUUUUUGAAUAUUUUUUAUUCUCAAUUCCGAUUGGACGGAGUGGAGAUUGAAUGCUUAAUUUAUACUUCAUAUAUUUAUGAAUACAUUUACUUUAAACAUAAAUACUUCUUUUAUUUUACAUUUUUGGACUUUGCCUUCUGACGAGAUAUUUGUUCCCUUCAAAAAGACAUUUCAAAUUACAAGUUUCUCCGGAUAAUUCGUUCACGAUGCUUCCUUGGCUGGUUCCGUUUAGUUAGUACUUGAAAACUAACCCAAUCACUUCGUUACCUGGUUUGUUUAUUGAGUUUUUAUCUGGAAAAACAUCGAGCAUCUUUUCAACUGGAUUUAAAAAGAACAAAUGCCUUUGUAAAAAGAGAGAUUCCCAGUUAAUCUGAAAUAAAGCAAAUAUUGUUUUUAACUUCCUUCCAAAUCCGCUCUAAUUCGAACCCGGGGCUGAAAUUAAAUUGCGCUCAGAAGUCUUUCAUUUUGAGCCUAAAUCGAGAGAAGAGAAUUUCAGUGCACGCACGUACCCUCGGGGCUGGGUGACAAAAAGAUUUAAACCGCCUGUAAAUUCCGCCUUACUCCGGAUAGCUCUCCUUAGUCCAUUCUGGUCCCAAAUAGACUUCCUUCUGCCGGGUGGGCUUUAUUGAAUUAUUUACCCUCCCUCUCCUCGUUUUUCUAAGUCAUCAGAUGAUCAUCGCUUUUCAUCGGUCCAUAAUCGCCCUAAUCGCAUUCAGACGCAACAUUUAUUUUACUUGUAUUCCAUUAAGUAAAUUAAAACUUUCCUCUCCUUUUAAAAGCUAUCGAUAGUCUCAAAUUCCAAAGUUAACCAGAAAAAUAACGUUCAAGAGACACCUCAUAGCUUUAGGUAAACUCUAAUCAAACUUCAUCAUAUUACAAUUUUUCUCCUGUUUUCGUCUAAAAAAGAAGCAAAUACAAAUUAUACAAGCAUAAAAGCAACAAUAUUUGGUAAAUAAGUAGCUUAAACUAUUUAGUUUUCUUGCCUUCUUAUUGAUUCGUUAUGACGUGGUUUACCUUUGUUAUGACUACCAUCAUCCUUGCCUUCUUUUAUCCCCUCCUCAUUACCUCUGACGUCAUCAAGACCAAGGCGGGUUCUCUGCCCAAACCAGACGGAAUGGGUCUGCUUCUAGUGAGCGACGGUCAAGAGGUGGCCUUAGCAUGUGAUGUCUUUGGAUCCGAGGAGUCUGGGGGUCACAUCUCUUAUUCAUCGUCGUCGGCUAUUGGCGGUUCGGCGUCACCAAAUGGAGCUAAAAACAAUUUAGCGCCUGUUCAGUGGCACUACAAUACCUUGUCCAACAAUGCCUUGAAGUCUUUCAACCGACGUCUGAGUGCAAAUGGAUCACUGAUCAUUUCAAGUUUCAAUGGACUAACGGAUACGGGCACUUAUUACUGCUCAGUGCAAAAGGAUAAAAAUAGUCAAUUAAUGAGAUUCGGGAAAAGUUUGGUUCUGACAACACGAAAAUAUUUGCCUUAUCUUCCUGUGAUUGAACACGGGCCAAGGGACAAAAUAGCUCUGGCGGGGGAUACAGUUCGAUUUUCAUGUGAUGUUGCCCAGCAUAGAACACCAAACCUGGACUCCGAAAAAAAUUCUGACUCCGUGCAAACACCUCCUAAAGUGACUUGGUACAGAGAUGGGUUGCCUAUUGACUCCUCUAGAGGUAGUGGUAGUGGUGGUGGAUCUUCAGGAGUUGCAGUGCCUUCUAAGCCCCAUGCAAUUCUGGGCAGUGACCUCAUGUUGUUCUACGUGGACGGAACAAGUGUGGCACACUACUAUUGUGUCGUGUCUUCGUCUUUUUUCUCAUCAUCUUCAUCUUUGUCCUCUCAUUAUUCUGACUCUCAUCUGAAUUUCUCAGUGGCCAGUCAAGUCGCCUCUCUCUCCAUCUCAAGCUUGGGCGAAAAGUUUCGGGCAGUUCCCUCUCCUCUAAUUGAGGGCGUCGAGGGUAAAAUGGUGUCACUCUCGUGCAUAGCGCCAGUGGGCGUGCCCGAACCAAAAGUGUCGUGGCUCUUCGAACAAAAACCCAUCGACUUCACUUCUCGGCCUAAUGCAGUCUCUAGUUCCCAUGUCACGUGGGACGGGGUAGUGCGACAUGAACUAAAUUUGACGAAUUUGAGGAUUGAGGACGAAGGUCAGUACUCGUGUCUGGCUUCGAACCCUCUGAACAGGAAUAUCAAUGUGACCAGUGCUCCUUCUUGGCUGCAGAUCAAAACUGGACCUCGGUUUGCACAGCAGAUGAGUGAGCUGAUCCAGUACCACAGCAACUCCAACCUCGUGAUCAAGUGCAGUGCCUAUGCCAGUCCAGACCCACCCAUGAUCAGAUUCUUCUUCAAGGGCGAACGACUGCAAAACUCGUCAAGAGUGACAAUCACAGAGACAUUUCGGUUCCACACGGCAAAAGACAGGGAGUUUCGGCUAAAAGAAGCAUUUCUGCAGAUUUCGAACAUUUCUGCCGCCUCCGAUCAGGGUCCUUACAAGUGCCAGGCACUGAAUGCUGUCAAUAACAUCACCUCCCUCACUCGAUUGGAAAUAAUUGCCAAUCCGAUCCAAGUAUCCUGUACCGAGAACAUAGUUGCCACGGUGGGUACUGACGUCACAUUCGAGUGCAAAAUAGAGAACAAAAACAACUUCCCCACCCCCACCACUUACUGGGACACGCCUCAAUUUGGCAACGUGUUUCCGGAUGAAAACUUGAGCGACAGACUUCGCGUGUUUUCAAACGGGACUUUGAAGUUGAAGAAUGUGACUUUAGAAGACAGUGGCACUUUUAUAUGUUCUGUGUUGAUAUCGAGCGAGGUCGUACAGAAAACGGCCACUCUGGUUGUGAAAGCGAUCAAUAGUGAGCCCCUGCCUGUGAUCGUACUGAAACCACGUGACACCACAGCCUACGAAGGGGAUAAUGUGACUCUUCCAUGUGAGAUAGACAUGACCUCUGUCUCGUCUCUGUACAGGAACACAAACAGAUUCGCACUUGCGACUACAAGUACUCGGAGUAAAUCGUCUCCGACCAUCAAGUGGAUGAAAGACCUGAAAGUGGUGUACUCGUCAGAUUUGAAAGGAAUCGCUCUUCAGGGCGACGGAAGUCUAAGAGUGAACAACGUAAGCAAAGAUCACGAGGGAAAAUACACGUGUCUCGUUUCUAAUGGCAGUGGCGAAACGAUCGCUUCCGCAGACUUAGUAGUCAAGAGUGGAAAAAACCCAGCUCAGAAUUACGCAACAACCGAUGAUAUAUCUAGCCAUGAUGAUGAUGAUGAUGUAAAUCAUAGACCCGAUGAGUUUUACUUAGAAAGUGAGCCUCCGAGUGCUCCUUGGGUGUUGGAAGUCGUGAAUAGUUCCUGUCUCCGUUUGACCUGGAUCGCACCAAAAACAGCAGAUGUGCAGAAUUUGUACUACCAGAUUGAAAAAUAUGGGUUUGGCUCCAACAUGUGGAGUUGGGAAGUGGAGCGCACUCUUGCCCCUUCGCCCAUUCACACCGUAUGUCAGCUGGCAGAGGGGGUGGAGUACGUGUUUGUGGUCAGGGGGGCCCUUUCCCCACGCGCCACCGGAAGGGCCAGUCCCAUAUCUCAGAGAUUCAAGACUUACGAUUACAAGAGGGAAUCGUACCACUCGAAUGUGGAGCAGCGGGUGAAACUGAUGAAGCAGCAGAAGCUAUCUGCCACGCUAUCCUCCACUCCAUUCAACACCACUGCCAUAUGGGUAUCGUGGAAGAUUACGGGUGGUGAAAAUAUUCCAUCGGGGUAUCAGUUGCGCAUAUUCGAGUACCACGCCAGCAGCCGCCAACAAACAAGUGCAAGUGAGAUCCCGAUGACAGAAGACGUAGCCUUGUCAGCCAACAGACGCUCGUACAUCUUCGGACAACUAAGACCCUCUUUCAAGUACAAGAUCACUCUACAGCCCCACGUGGUAGGGUUAUUAGGACCCAUUGCAGAUUACACAGUUGCCAUGACUCAUUACGAAGUGCCUUCUACUCCGCCGAGUUCCAUUGAGGUGGUCAAAAAUAUAACUCUGGGUCAGUUGACCAUAACUUGGGACCCCCCUAUUGGAACACCCUCUGGGUCUCUCACCGGAUACCGAGUGACCUUGUUUGACCCCGACAGCAACACAAUCAUAAAAGCCCUCACGUUCGACAAUUCGACCAACGAAGUGUCGAUUGCGUCUUCGAAUCCCAGUGAGGAUGUGUAUGGAAGUGGGAGGCAGAUCGGAGUCUACGUGCAGGCUCAGUCGCCGGCCGGACUGGGACCGAGAAGUCAGCCGAUCAUAGUUGACAUGUCGGACGGAAGCACGAGGUCGAACAAGGGUGGCUUCUUGGUGCCCCUUGAGGACAGAAAUUGGAUGAUCCUCACCCUGGGAGGGUCCAUCUGGAUCUCACUACUCCUUCUACUCGGGGUGCUCUACUUCAAGUUCAGGCGGGACAAACUGACUCAUAGCAUACAGCCAUACUACAUACAUGCCAUGCACCCCUCCUCCAAGUGCUCUGCAAAUAACGAACAACUAGACCAGGACAUCUACCCGGCAUCCAUCAGCUGUCACCAACAACACCACAUGGCCCCCCUCGUGAUCAAAACAGGUAACGGAGGGGGCACUGCACCAGGUAGUCUGCACCAUCACCCACUUGGAGACCAGAUUUACUCGAGGAGUGAACGAAACUCGAUGAGUGCAUCCACCCAUUAUACACAUCUGGGGUCCAAUAUAUUUCAACCCAAUAUGUCUAACACAAUGCCCGGACAUGGCGAUUCAACAGGUUCGCAGAUUCUGAAUCGAAAUUCGAACCACUUCUUCGGGCAUCAAAUUGGUUCGAACAAAUUGGGCACCAUCGCAAUUUUCCCAACCAUUUCGUCCCACCAGCGAAACUCGCCGCUCGAAAUGCAAUCUUCCUCACCUGCUACAUCUCCGCGAAGCUCCGCCGCUUUUUCGGCCACUCCUGGCAACACUAGAUACCCUUCGGGGGCUUCGGCUGGUCACCCACUGGCGAUAUCUCUGCAUCACCAGAUGUCUCCCUCUGGCGUGGCUCUCUACACAUCGCCCACCGGGUCAUCCGCACCCGGGUCUCUCUACGCGGAAGUGACCGACUAUCACGCAUAUUUGCCGACGCCACAAGAUCAAUUUUCACCUUGUCCGCAGUGCAGUGACCCCUUGACCUCUAAGAAACAGUCUUUUAAGGGGUCAAACGAAAACAUGGAGUCUCAAUUCUGCUCGCCCGAAGAAGAUCAAACCUCCAACAACCAUAAACUUCCCUGCACAUGUUCAAGAGUCCCUAGGUAUCCCCCCAACGCUGGAAUAUUUCCCAUGAUGGGUCUCGGAGGAGGUCACGUCAGUUGUGCGGGUGGUGGUGGAGUUGCACCGGGUGGCGUGUUGAUUUCGCGCGUGCACCCUAUGCAACACCGGAGUGUGAUUGGAGUGGCCACUAAUGGGUCCUACUUGAAGUCCAGCAACAACCCCUCAUCCUCCGGGCGCGGCAGCUCCAGUGGGGGCAGUGCGUGUGGUGGGAUAGGGGGAGGGGGUCAUAGUGGAAAGGACAUGAGCCAUGAAAUCGACAAUUCUGAUUCCGGCCGAGUUCCUGUCAUGUAUUACGCAAACAUUUCAAACCAGCCUCAAUCUCUGCAACAACAACAGUUCGCAUCACAGGUGAGUUGCCAACCUCUCCUUACGAAUCUCAAUCACUUCCCUAUCACAUCCACGGGGCCCAACACCACGUCAGACUUCGAACUGGGGGCGAACAACGACUCCCUCCAAAAACAACACACACAAGCUAAUACAAGCCCAGCUGCUGCUAACUUCCCGAUGCCAAUGUACGACAUAGCCUAAGGAGCAUUUAGCCGAGAGAAAAUGAAAUAUUUAGAAAAAACUCAAGUAAACUAAUUCUGGAGUAGCAUAAAUUAAGUAUAAAUCACUGUAGUUAUAAGUUGAAUGAGCCAUCACAUUAGAAAUACACCUGAGGUCUUUUGAAAGGCCCAAAUUUAUUCAACAGUUGAAUUAAAUUUUA